AUGAGUUCGCCUGGUCCGAAUACUGCCAAUAGCGGCAGCUGUACUGCUCCUAAGAAGUCCAAGAAAGUCAGAAAAGGACAAACAGACGAAGAGUUUCUAGCGCAGAAAACGCAGUUUUUCAAAGACGGUCCGUUCAUCAAUAGCGAGGACUGGCUCUACGAUGCAACCACUGAAAACUCACAGAAAGAGUUGAAUGAAAAGCAAAAGGCCGACCGCGUUAUCAUGCUCCAUGCUGUAGAAAGGGAAUACUAUAGCCGAAACUACUUGCGAUGUCUUGAACUUAUCCACAGGGCUGAAGUGUUGUUCGAUGUGAGCGAUGAGGAAACAACCGAGCACUUGGAGCAUGAGUACCAGUCAGCAGGCAUCGUCACUAAGAAGAGUGCAAAGAUAGAAAAGCACAUCUUGGAGUUGUUGCAAAUCAAGGAAAAGUGCCUCAAGAGGCUAGCCGAAGCUGAAGCACUGGAAUGA
Dujonia railenensis is the source of this 468-nucleotide messenger RNA. NCBI's taxonomy places the organism in Eukaryota, Fungi, Ascomycota, Pichiomycetes, Serinales, Debaryomycetaceae. The record is from the annotation of a GenBank genome assembly.